Molecule: messenger RNA, 5163 nt
Organism: Chara braunii
Lineage: Eukaryota; Viridiplantae; Streptophyta; Charophyceae; Charales; Characeae
Source: the annotation of a GenBank genome assembly
GUGAAAGCAAGAAGCGGAGGACAAGGCAAUGGAUUGCUCAAAUGGCAAGGCAGACCUGUGGAUUGUGGGCGGUGAGCCCUCUCCUCCUCUUUGAAGGAGGUGGUUUAUGUGAGGAGCAUUGAGUGAGCUUUCAGAAAAUAAGGUCGAGGAGGACGAGAGAGAUGGAGUCCGGGAGGCUUGGAGAGUCUUCGGUAAUGACAAACGAUGACGUCGAGCUACGGCUGAGGAAUCUUAUCCUUCACACUGACGUGGCUGAUAGGACUCAGCGAUUGCAAAGGAGUGCUCUUUCAAGAGUGCCACGAGCAAGCUGCUCUACGCCACGUCAUUUGAAGCCGAACAGUGGAACAAGCAUGAGCACCGCUAGGCACUGUGAUGGUUGUCCUCUUGAGAACCUUCCAGAUGUGCUAAUUGUGAGCAUACUGGAGAAGAUAAGUGAGAAAAACUGUGCAAAAGCGAUUGCGAAAUGCGCACUGGUCUGCAAGCGGUUUGCACAGCUCGUGUGGCAGGUCCCAGCGCUGACAUUUACAGGGAAGAUUCGGCACCCGUGCUACAGCUCACAAGCACAAGAGGACAAGCUGUUUGUAGAAGUCGUUACGCGGACAGUCCUAAAGACAAAGUGCUUGAGGAGCCUUAAAGUCACUCAAUCGCCCGGAAUCUUCGCCUCGGAGGUUCUCGAUCGGAUCUUAUCUCACGUGGGUCCAUGGCUAGAGGAAUUGAGCCUUGAAGUGGAUACGAGCGCGGGCGAAAUUGCCAUCUUCUCCUUGGAGGUCCUCUUGCGGAGAUGUCAGUCUCUUCGGAAACUGUACUUAUCGAUUCAAGAUUUAUACAUUCAGGGCAUCUCCAUCAGCGAGGACGUGACUCGACUUGCGCUUGUGAGCAAUCACAUACAUGAGGACAAGUGGCAGGAGUACGCAAGUUCCGAAUCUUUGAUCAGUUUGCGAGGGUCUGCGAUGUGUAAAAGUCUGCGGCAUCUGGAGGUCUGGGGAAUGCUGUCCGGCUUCAGUGGCUUGGGAGGUUCGCAGCUGGUUGCGGAGCCUCUCACUUGUUUUGACCUCUUGUUCUCGCUGUUUCCGGAUCUGGAGACACUUGUAAUCGGGCUUCAGGAUGGCACGGUCGAGAAUGCGUCCAUGGAAGUCACAUCCUUACCGAAACUCCAAGAAUUGACCGUGUCUGCGGCAACUGUGACGCCGCAAGGAGCGUCCUUUUCCUUCAUUGACGCGUUGAUUGUUGAUGCUCCGUGGUUGUCGAAAGUCGAUGUCAAUGGCGUGUGUUCUCUCGCCAUCAAGGGCAAGCCCAACGUAGAGGAGCUAAAAGUCGCAGCGAUUUCUCAUUGCAACAGCAGGCUCCCCAGCCCCAACUUCGACGGUGGUCCUGAUAUUGAGCUCGGAGAAGAGGUGAAGAUCCACUCCCUUGUCCUAUUUCGGACGACCGGCAAUUGGUUAUCGCAGCACGAUCUUCCUUAUGGAUGGACAUGGUGUCGGCUGAAGUCGCUACUGAACGAAAAGUUGCCUGCCGGGCUCGAGAGUCUUGUGCUGAAGGAUCUCCCAAUAUGCGCUAAUACCCCAGCGCGACUGUCCGUCCCUUGCAACAGAGUCAUUGACACGCUGCUCGCCGAUACGAACUUUGCGGGAGCGAGUUUUGCGGAGUCGACGCUCAAUUUUGCGUCUUUGUCAGCGAGCGAUCUUGCCGCAUGUAGCUGUUUCCAGCACUUGAACCAUUUGGAGAUUCACGGGUUCUCGCUGAUCAGCUUUGUGAUGAGACCGGAUCUUAUGUCGGAAGGAGGGACACGAGGCUCUGACAGCGGUGUCAGGUCAGAUGGCCGUGCGGGUCUGCUGCAUGCGCCAAAGCUGCGAACGGUGGUUUUGCAAAUAGAAGGCGAGGCAAUGCGAUGGGUUACGCCGCGCAUUUGGCCAUUGCUCAACUCGUUUUUGGCUGGCUGCCCAAAGCUGGAAGAGCUCACGGUGAGAGUGGACCGCUUCAGGCCGUUCAGGGGGGUUGAUGAAACCUACAGUGCUCUGGACAAAGGCGUACGGGAGUUGGCAAAGAAGUGUGGUGAGAAUGUUCUGAAGCUCUCUGUUGAUUACAUGAUGAAGAAUGGACAAAUAUACUACGAUGAUGAAGACGAGGACAGAUGGCACGACGAAGACUUCUACGAAAGUGUGGAUUAUGAUGGGAUAAUGCCGGAAAGUGGUGGGACAACAGAUGUCGACGACUACGAAGGUGCAGACGAAUAUCAAGUAGCAGAUGAAGGUGAAGGAAGUCAGGUGAUCGAGGAUGGAAACGAAGACAAUGAUGACGACGACGACGACGAUGGUGACGAAGGCAACCUUACGCCUGGUCACAGUGCUGGCAUGAUUGACAUAGAUGGUGCUAGCGCAGAUGACCACACUGGGAUUCUAGAGUUGGAUCUAACGGAACAAUUCAGUGAUUACACGGCAACAGGGUGGAGCAGACCCUUGUUUGAUGGGCAUCGAUGUGUGAGCUCGAGGAGUCUGGCGACCACAUUCAUUGAUUCCCAAGAUGACAUGUACGAAAAUUACAGCAUCGGAGAUUCAGAAGUUCUUCUUGGGUAUCGGGGAUCAUCUGAUGCGCUGUCCUGUUUGGAACGGGGUAGCAGACAUGGACUGCUUGCCUUCCGGGAAGAAGAUGUUCAGAGCAAUCGGUACGUUCCCACAGAGGACGAGAGGGAUCUUGUAGAGGAUAGCGGCUACGAGGUCGCCGAGGACUCUGAUGCUGUGGACGACCUCGUCGUCCCGCAAAGGAGCAUUGAUGCGGCGAUUUCAGGUCGUGACGGGGGAAGUCUUAGAAGGAAUUGCGACGGGGAGCUAGAGAGAGGCCAGGUAUGUGAAGGAAGUAACACGCGGAGAAAGCGGGAAGGGCGUCAGGGUUUGAUUGCAGAGGAAGAUGAGGGGUAUAGCGAAGACGAUUCCUCGGGGUUCGAGGAGGAGAUCCACAGAGAUCGGACAGUGGAUGGAGGACAGCCAGGCACAGCCGCUGUGGAGUUUGGACCUUACAAUGUAGAUGCCAUAUUUCAAGAUGAAAAUCAGGCGGCCUUUGACUGCCUAGAAGACAGUCUUGAAGACGAGGACUACGGGCAUGGGCCGUACGACGAUGACGAUGUCGACGAUGAUUUCUACAGCCCGGAUAUGAGUUUUUCUCGGGAUAGUGAGUUUUUCUCAGGAUAUGACGAAUCCGCCGAAUCUGAUUGAUGUGGACGACGCGAUGCCUCUGCCGAUGUGCAGCCUCCAUAUUCUUUUUUUUUCCCUUUUUUUUUUCCUUUUUUUUCCCAGUCUCCGUACCCGGCGGUUUCGAGGCAUUUGCAGUGCAACUUCUUGCAUCCUUUCUUUCUUUUUCCUGGAGCGCAUCCAUUCACGGUGAAGGCCGGAAUGAAGAAUGCGUCCAUCCCGUGAUCGCCAGAAGCUCCCAUGGUGUUCUCCAUCGGAUCGUCACCAUUCCCUUACAUGCGAUUGCACAAAAGAUGUCCUCUGCAGUGCUUUUUUUUUUUUUUACCGGCUUUCUGGUAUUUGUUUUUCUCCAAUGCAAGUUAAAUGUACAUACCUCCUACAUUAAUCUUUUUUCUCUUUAUCGAAGCAUAUUAUACUGUAGUUUAGUUAGUGAGUGCAUCUCCCUCCUCAUUCGCCACAAGAUAGUACACGCAUCUGCAGAAGCGACGGAAUGCGGGUAGAAGUAACCGUAGAACAGUAUAAAAGAGAUGUGAGGAAAGGAGGUCAGCAAUUAUAAUAUUUUUUACUAUUUUAUAAAUUUUAUCCGUCGAAAAUAAUCGUGCGAUAGGUGAUCUGUACAAUAGAUAAUGCGCUACGGACUAAAGAUAUAUACAGAGGGUUCAGCCUCCUGACGAGUCGGUGAAACUCCGGCGAAACAGUUUGUCACAGCCCCUCGUUUGUUGUCCUCUUCUCCCUCUCUGCCUUCGUUUUUUUUUAUGAUAUAUACGGGAUGGGUGAUCGUCACUGUACGAGGAAAAGUGCCAACUCGUUGGGAGAUGGAGAAAGGAGUGAGAUAGAGAGGGAGGAAGAGGUGUAUGUGAGCAAAAGAAUUGUGGUGGAACAAGAAGGACAGCUGCUGAGUGAAGCAGCUAACGUAGUCAGCGUUGGUGGAGCAGCUGAUAGGUUGCUUUUUUUUUUUUUUUUUUUUUUUUUUUGCCAACUUUUCGUGAUAGAAACCUGUCAGAGUCAGGAAGCUUGACUAUGGAAGACGUCUUUCUCGGCGCAAAUUCUCGGCGAAUCGGAGUAUACAGAGGGCUUCUUUCAGAUUUGGGUAUCAUGGUGGUCGCACACGUUUGGUGCUCGCAAACGAUUGGUGGUAGCGCACACGUUUGCGGUGAAGGUGAUGUCAACAAAAAGAAAACUUGAGAAGUUGCGAAAAGGUGUUUAACGACACACACAGGUGGUGGAUGGGUGACAGAAGGGCGGACUAGUACACGGAGUGCGGCCGGGAGCUGGAAUCAUGGCAUCAGGAGGUACUGUGCAGUAGAGGGCUUUUGAUUUGCUCCGUUGGUAAUUCAGGGUUAACCAUUGGCAGAGAUUAACAGGAUGACGACGCACGGGAAUAUGUUGGCACAUCAUCUUCAGCAGGGUCAAUUUUAUGCGGGGNGAGAGAGAGAGAGAGAGAGAGAGAGAGAGAGAGAGAGAGAGAGAGAGAGAGAGAGAGAGGCAGUGGAUGUUCCUGGGGUCUGGAGGAACCACUGUGGGACCAAGUGACAAAAGCUCUUCUAGAUGGGAUCAACGCUGUGCUGGGGUUGCUAUUCCCAAGUGCUCAAUUCAGUCAUUUUUUUAUGGAGCUUUUAUGCAAUUCAUCUCAAGGGUGAUUUCAGAGAGAGAGAGAGAGAGAGAGAGUCGCCGUGUGGCUUUCACAGGAGUACAGAGCGCCACAGAGAGAGAGAGAGAGAGAGAGAGAGAGAGGCUGACUUGUGCGAGGAGAGUGCAACGUCAAUGAUAAAGACAUGUUGGAGGGAGAAUGUUGUAGCUACCAUCUCCCCCCGGAUAAAACGUACGCCCAGUAUCUUAUAUCUGACUGAAUACUUCCGGAAAUCAAUAAUUUUGGCUGGUUCUAUUCACGGGAAGAUGGUGGGCGAUUCUCCCUUCAGGUGCACUUUCUAAGCUUUCUUCACAGUAUUCUCAUUGUGAAUGAAGACAAUGAACAGGA